AUGGCCGCUUCUGUCCCCUCAUUCAAGCUUAACACUGGUGCUACCAUCCCAGCUAUCGGUCUUGGUACAUGGCAAGCUAAACCUGGAGAAGUGAGAGCUGCUGUAGCUCACGCUUUGAAAUCUGGUUACAGACAUAUCGACGGUGCUUUAUGCUACCAAAACGAAAAAGAAGUAGGAGAAGGUAUCAAGGAUUCUGGUAUUCCUCGAUCUGAGAUCUUCCUCACUUCCAAAGUCUGGUCAUCAUACCACGACAGAGUAGAAGAAUGUCUCGACCAAACACUUUCCGACCUCGGUACCGACUACCUUGAUCUCUAUCUCAUUCACUGGCCUGUCCGGCUCGCUCCCAACGGUACUCACCCUUUGUUCCCAGUUAAGGAAGACGGUUCUAGAAACAUCGAUUGGGAAUGGGACCAAGCCAAAACAUGGGAACAAAUGGAAGCCGUCUUAGCAAAGGGUAAAGUGAAGGCUAUCGGUAUUUCCAACGCUGGUAUACCCAUCAUUGAAAAACUCCUCAAGACCGCUAAAGUUACUCCUGCCGCGAACCAGAUUGAAUUACAUCCUUAUAACCCAGAACAUGAACUUGUCAAGUACUGUCAAGAUAAAGGUAUCUUAGUUCAAGCUUAUUCACCUCUCGGAUCUACUUCAUCCCCAUUACACAAGGAUGAAGUUCUCACUAAGAUCGCCGAGAAACAUGGUGAAUCAACUGCUACGGUCUUGAUCUCCUAUUUGAUCUCUAAGAACGUGGUGGUCUUGCCCAAAUCUGUCACUCCCUCAAGGAUAGAAUCUAACUUGAAGACCAUCAAGUUGGAUGCUUCAGAGGUGGAACAAUUGGAUAAAUUGGCAGAGAGCGGUAAACAAACUAGAGUGAACUCUCCUCCUUGGGGUUCAGACUUUGGUUUCCCCAACUGGUACGGCCCAAACAACAAGAAUGCCCCUGAAGGAGCUAGAUUACUUUAUGGUAAAUCUGCUUAA
Kwoniella botswanensis is the source of this 972-nucleotide messenger RNA. RefSeq lists its product as uncharacterized. Lineage: Eukaryota; Fungi; Basidiomycota; Tremellomycetes; Tremellales; Cryptococcaceae. Gene Ontology annotation, molecular function: aldose reductase (NADPH) activity. Gene Ontology annotation, cellular component: cytosol. The record is from RefSeq and is a predicted model, not a curated record. The transcript has 5 exons. Bases 1 to 972 code for a protein of 323 amino acids.